Molecule: messenger RNA, 2718 nt
Organism: Plasmodium vinckei vinckei
Lineage: Eukaryota; Apicomplexa; Aconoidasida; Haemosporida; Plasmodiidae
Product: conserved Plasmodium protein, unknown function
Exons: 3
Coding region: 1-2718 (905 amino acids)
Source: RefSeq, a predicted model, not a curated record
AUGAGUAACUUGAAAAAUAUAUUUGGCUUCUUCAAAACAAAUGAAAAUGAUGGUGAUACAAAAAAUGACCAAGCAAACACAAAUGGACAGGAUAACCAAAAUGAACAAGACCAAAUAAGUAAAGACAUCUCAAGUCUCCAACAACUUUUUAACACCACUCGAAAUAAUGAACCAGUUGAAAAAGACCAAAAUAUACAAAAGGAAAAACAAAAUAAAAUUAAAAAAAGUAAAAAAAAAGAAAAAAUCAAUGAAAAAAAUCAAGAACAAGAGAAAGACAUAACAAAACCAAAUUUAGAGCAAAAUGAAAAUAGUGACUUUUCCGAUGAAGAAAUAAAAGAUAUCGGAAAUAUAGAUAUAGAAACUGUAAGUGCCAUUUUUAAAAUCAAUAAUAAAUCACAAAGUGAUACUAAAAAAAUAAUUUUAGAAUUAAAAAGUGCAUUAAAUAUUACUGAAAAACCAAAUGAAGUCAAAAUAAUUAAUGGAAUAAAUCAAGAUGAAAUAAAUGUAUUAGAUAAUUGGUAUAUUUCAAAUAAAAUGAAAAUUAUUCCAUGCUUAUUUGAAGAUAAACCAUUAAAUUCGGGAUUACUAAAUAGUUUAUAUGCUAUUGAUCCAUCCUUUAAAAAUAAAAAAAUUAAAAUAAUUAGAUACUUAAAAUAUACAAAAAAGGUAUAUGAACAAGUAUUAAAAAAAUGUUCUGAAAUAAAUAAAGAAGAAAGAAAAGAAAUUUGUAAAAAUACAAUCUUAAAUAUUCUACAUAAUGAUAUACAAAAUAUAAAUGAUAAAAAAUAUAUGGAACAAAUUAUUAUACUAAUUAAUAAAGAAAAAAAUUAUAUAAAUCUAAAAUUCUAUUUUCAAUUUUUAUUAAGUUUAUCCAUAAAUUUUUACGAUCUAUUUGUUGAACUAAAUGGAUUAAGUUCCCUUAAAAAUAUUUUACAAAAUAUAGCCAAAAAAAAUAUUAUUAAAAAAUGUAUACCCCUAAUAAUUCAAAUAUUUAAUCUGUUAAAAAAAUUGAAUAUGACACUAGACCUUUUAAAGAGUACCCUAAUUGGAAUCCCUAUUAAUCUAAUUGCUAAAAAUAAACAAGAUAUCAAAAAUAAUCUAAAUUAUAUCACCGACAAUCCUCAAGUUCAAAACAUUGCACAAGAGAUAGUCGACAAAUGGCGUUCCAUACGUGACCAAAGUAUAAAAGAAAUCCAAAAAGAAGAAAAUAAUCAAGUAAAGAAAGUGCAUGAUAUAAAUAGUACCGAAGCAAGGAAUGAAAACGGUUUAAAACAAAGUGCAAACAAUUAUACCACCGCUAAUCUAUUGCAAUAUGAUAGAGAAAUAAAUUCUGAUGCAAAAAAAAGUAAGACUGCCCAAUCCAAUGAAGGCAAAAAUAUCAUGCUCGAAAUCAUAGACACAAUAAAUGAAGAAUAUGAAAAAAAAAAAAAAAGACACUUAGAAUAUAAAAAAGCUAAAAUCGAAGGAAAAAUAAAAAAAUUUAGUGCUAUGAAAAAUACUACUGAAGAAAAUAAAAGUACUGAUCUAUUAAAUGAUAUUAUAAAUAUACAAAAAGAAGUAGAAUUAGAACAAGCAUUAAAACAAAAAGAUAAACGUCUAAGCAGCUUAUAUCCUGGUGGAAAUAAAUUUGGACCCAAUAAAAAUAGUAUAAACAAUCGUAAUUUAGUUAAUUAUAAAAAUGAAAAAUAUAUUAACAAUCCGAUGGAUGCAAAUCCAAAUUAUAUAAACAAAAAUAGAGAGCGAUACCCAGAUAAUCAUCCACACUCAAAUAAAUAUAAUAAAUAUGAAACCAAUUUCAAAAAUAGACCCAUGGAAAAUCAAAAUUAUUUAAAACAUAAAAAAGGAUUCUCAGACUCACCACAUAGAUAUAAUGAAUAUAAUGACAAUGAAAUGUAUGAGCAAGAAUAUAUGUCAAAUAAAAAUUAUAAUGAUAGACAUAAUAAGUUUCAAAAUAAAAGAAAAAGUAAACAAUAUGAUAAUUAUCCAAAUAAGUUUUCAAACUAUCCAAACAUAACUAACAAACAUAGUGAUGAACUAAAAAAAAUAAGCAGCUUAUUUUCUAAUAAUAAUAAUAAUGCUAAAGAAGAAUUAGAUGACUCCUUAAGUGUCAUUUUUAAAAAUUAUAAUAAAUUUGAAAAAAUAAAAGAAAGACAUCACCAACAUAUUUCAUCAAUUUAUUAUCCUCCAAGAAUACUUGAUGAUACAGAAAUAUCGAAAACUGAUUUAAUAAUUAAAUUUAAUUAUAAUAAACAAAAUAAACUAUCAAUAUAUUUAAAAUAUAAUAAUGACUCAAAUAAUAUUACCAACAAUUUUAAUGUUUUACAAAUGCCUGAAUUAUUUCCAACUCCAGAUUUAAAUUUACUUAAAUUACCACCUAUCCCUAUUAUAUCCAAUUUUACACAAUCACAAAAUAUUUCAUCUAAUAUUUUUCCAUAUGACAAUCAAACUAUUCAAUCCUCACUCUCCGAUGGUAAUAACAGAAAUCUCACUAACUCCUCAAUCAAAAAUAAAAUUUACAACAACUUCGACGAAUUUAUCAACAUCUUUGAUGACAACAUUAAGCAAAUACUCCUCAAAAACAUGGACCUAGCCAAUUUGCUGAUGAGCAAGCCUGAUGUUGUAAACAAAAUGCUCAAGGGCCCCCAAUAUAUUAAUGAGGCCUUAUGCUCAUUGGAAGAAGAGCUCAAAAGCUGGGGAAAGCCAAACCCAAUUUCUUAA